Lepisosteus oculatus (spotted gar) is the source of this 1123-nucleotide messenger RNA. It is a transcript of the gene gpx1a, whose product is annotated as glutathione peroxidase 1a. Lineage: Eukaryota; Metazoa; Chordata; Actinopteri; Semionotiformes; Lepisosteidae. The record is from RefSeq and is a predicted model, not a curated record. Gene Ontology annotation, cellular component: mitochondrion; cytosol. Gene Ontology annotation, molecular function: glutathione peroxidase activity. Gene Ontology annotation, biological process: glutathione metabolic process; hydrogen peroxide catabolic process; response to hydrogen peroxide.
CCCCUUUCCUUGCGCACCACCUGGACCCAGCGUCUCCAGGCUCGGGUACAAAAGGGACCUGACAGCGGGAAAGCAGGACAGUCUUUGGGUUUCAAGAUGGCUGGAGGGAUGAAGAAGUUUUACGAUUUCUCGAUGAAUCUCCUGUCCACGGGAGAAGCGUAUAACUUCUCCACGCUGAAGGGCAAGGUCGUGCUGAUCGAGAACGUGGCGUCUCUCUGAGGCACGACCACCAGGGAUUACACCCAGAUGAACCAGCUCCAGCAGCGCUACGGCGCCCAGGGGCUGGUGGUACUGGGGGUGCCCUGUAACCAGUUCGGAUAUCAGGAGAAUUGUAAGAACGAAGAGAUUCUCAAUUCCUUGAAGUAUGUCCGUCCAGGCAAUGGGUUUGUGCCGGAUUUCCUUCUGACGCAGAAGGUGGAUGUGAAUGGGAAGGAUGCCCACCCCCUGUUCACAUUCCUUAAGGAGCAGUUGCCUUACCCCAGUGAUGACAACCUGUCCCUCAUGACCGACCCCAAGUACAUCAUCUGGAGCCCGGUCUGCAGGAAUGACAUCUCGUGGAACUUCGAGAAGUUCCUCAUUGGCCCUGAUGGCAAGCCGUUCAAGCGCUACAGCAGACGAUUUCUCACCAGCGACAUCGAGGAAGACGUCAAAAAGCUGCUGAGCUUGGCCAAGUAGACAGGCCCUUUCUUUAGAGAAGCAUUAGUGUGGCUAGAGAUAAGCCUGAAGUAACAUGAGCGCCAUGAAAGAUAGUAAUGAUUCUGCUUCAUCUGUUAAUCUGCAGUCUGCACAUUUUCAGAAAUAGUGGGUUUCUUCUUUGCUUCACACAACUGUCGCUGUGUAUCUCUUAACACCAAAUUGGCGAGACUGUUAUUUCUUGCCUGCUUUUGCCUCUGCGAGAAAAGCAUGUGGGUGUCUCCCAACUCUGUUUAUGCUCUCUAGAGCAAGGUGCUGCUGUGUUUAGUCUCUUUACUGAAUGAAGGUGCCCUUUGAAACAUGUGCAGAGAAGGGUGUCUGAUGUAAAUGUAAAAGCCUUAACCUAACAGUAGCAUUUGGCCCUCGUAAAGCAUAGCUGAGUUACUGGGAUUUUGUGUAUUGUGGAAAAAUAAAUUUUCUUUACAAAGAA